CAGGCCACAAUGCGUGUAGGGUCGACACUCUCCACAGUGGGUGGGUUGAGUCACUGGUGAACUGGUUGAAUGGCGUUGUCUCAAACGGUUUCCAAACCAUCUCCUAUCCACCUGCCAAUCUUCUCUUCCCAUCACUCCUCCCUUCCUCCUCCAUACCUCUAAGAUGAUCCGAGUUCACAACACCCAGUACUCCCUCUUCCUGCGCCAGGCAGAUGUCCUGCGUCGCUCGGGGACGCUGUGUGAUGCUGUUAUCUCAGUGGAGAGCCAUGUGUUCAGGGCCCAUCGGCUGGUGCUGGCCUGCGCUAGCAAAACCCUGGAGCAUCAGCUCACCCUGCAGGCUGCAUACUCAGACCAGCACGAUCGCCUCGACCAACCUCACCACUGUAGUCUGGAGCUCCUCUCUCCACACACCUUCCAGCAGGUCCUGGACUUUGCCUACACCGAGACCCUGGAGGUCCCUGUGGAUGAUCUGCCCCAGCUUCUGAGGGCCGCCAAGCUCCUGGAGAUGCAUUCCCUGGAGGAGCAGUGUCGCAGCCAGCUGAAGAGAAAUCGGGGGUGCUUGACGAGAGAGAGAAGAGAGUUGAGAGAAAUAAGAGAAGUGAGAGGAACGAAAGAAACUGGAGAAAUGACAGAAACAAGACUUCAGAUAACAGAGGAGAGAGAUGAGAAAGAAUCCCUGAAAGGAAGUCACAUUCCAGAAGAUGGGGAUCCCCAGACAAUUCCCUCCAUUGAUCUGGAGCCCCAGAGCAGCCCAUUCACUGAGGACCCCACUCUUCCUGACACUGACAACUCCUCUGGUUCAUCACCACCACAGAGAAAAAGGCCAAAGCCACUCACACCCACACUAGUGGCCACCACACCGCCUCCAUCCAGAGACAGUGUCAUCGCCACCACUGCUGCCACCAUCCAACCCCCUCCUCCUCCCCCAGCGUCGAGGGUCAUGUGGCACCAAGUCAACACUCUGAGGAGGAUGGCCUUGAACUAUAACGACAUCCUAGCAGCCAGUUCCUCUUCCCUUCACCCCUCACAGCACCUGGUGACAUAUCCCUUCCACCUCUCCUCUCCCCACAUGUACCCCCUGCUAACGUCCUCAUGCCCGCCCCAGGUCCACAGCGCCGUCCUGGGCUACCCGGGCAUCCUGCAUCCAUACCACCACCCCCUGGUCUCUGGGUCUCGGGAGCUGGGAGACAUCCUGAAGCAAGGUCUGCUGGGAAAAAGAGACUCGAUGGAUAAAGUGUUGAUAGGUGGAGCACUAGGGGAAGGGCAAAGAUACUCCCAGGAGCAUCCAGGAAGAACCCAGGACUGUCAGCACUGCAGCAAGGUCCCCCUGGGCAGCUCAUGGCUCCAGGCCUCAAGCACCAACCCCUCAGGCUCAGGUGAGACUUCUCUGGGGUGUAAGUACUGUGAUCGUAGCUUCAGGGUGGAGAGGUCACUGCCGUCCCACCGGCGAGAUCAGGGAGGAGAGAAGCCCUACCAGUGUAAACGCUGCUCCAAGAGGUUCAGUCUCAAACACCAACUGGAUACACACCAUCGGGUACACACAGGAGAGAAGCCGUUUGAGUGCCGUCUGUGUGGCCAGCGGUCAAGGGACUACUCAGCCAUGAUCAAGCACCUGCGGACCCACGGCGGGGCCACACCCUACCAGUGUACUGUCUGCCUGGAGUUCUGUAGCAGCCUGGCUGCCAUGCAGAAACACCUGAAGAACCACCCGCUGCAGGACUUCCCCCCAGACUGGACCAUCAGCAGCACCUACCUGUACACAUGCCAUACCUGAGCUAGCUUGAAGGCAAAUGUAAUGUCAACAUUUUACUGCCAAACAUCUCAGGGAAACUAACUCAUAGAAUGUAAUGUACAUACAUGGUAACAAGACACCAGUUACCGUAGCAUUUAUCCAUGUACUCCAAAAGUGCAUGGAGUACGUCAAUGCAUAUUUCCACCACUAGAGGGACACUGGGUCUCAGAAAAGAAUGUACAACAUGUCUAGCACCAGCAGCAUUAUCAUUAUCAAGCACAGUAUUAUUCCCAUUCUAUCAUGGCUGCAGCUGAAGUCAGUCACUUCCAAGAGACAAGGAAAGGAAACAUCAAGACGAUUUAGAGGCAGCAAAAAAUGUGUCCUUGUUUCAUAUGAAUGUUUCCAUCCAUGUUUGGCCGUUAUCUCUCUCAGGACGACUUGGGGCAAUUGUUUUGUUCUCAAGUUCUUGAUUUUCAUUUAGCCAUAUGUGUUUAGUACAUUUAGAUCUUGUUCGAUUCAUAUUUGCAGCGCCUAUAGAGUCUGCACCUCCUGGAAUUUUGCAUUACAAAGUGGGAUAGAAAAAUAUUUUAUACAUUUUUUAAAACCAUUAAUACUCCCUAAUGUCAAAGUGAAAAGAAAAUUCUACACAUUUUUGCAAAUGAAUAACAAUGAAAUAACUAAAACAUAGUAGCUGCAGAAGUAAUAGCCUAAAUGAAGUAAAACGUGUCUUAACAAAUCACAUAAGUUAUAUGGACUCCCUCUGUGUGAAAUAAUAGGGCUUGACAUGAUUUUGGAACGACUACCCCUUGCUCUGUCCUCCAUACAUACAACAUAUGUAAGGUCCCUCAGCCAAGUGUUGAAUUGGAAGCACAGAUUAAACUACAAAGACCAGGGAGAUUUUUGAAAGCCUCAUAAAGAUGACCAGUGAUUGGAAGAUGGGUAACAAUAACAAAUCAGACAUUGAAUAUAUCUUUAAGCAUGGUCAAAUGAAUAAUUAUGCUGUGGAUUACGUAUUAAACCACCCGGACACAUCAAAGAUGCAGUCGUCCAUCUGAGCUGCAGGACAUUAAGGAAACUGCUUAGGGAUGUUAUUGUGAGGCCAUUGGGGAUUUUAAAACAACUACAGAGUUCAAUGGCUGUGAUGGGAGAAGACUGAGGAUGGAUCAACAACAUUGUAAUGACUCCACAAUAAUGACCUAAAUGACAGAGUGAAAAGAAGAAUAUAAAUAUACAGAAUAUAAAUAAUCCAAAACACGUAUAAAGGCACUAAAGUAAUACUGCAACAACUAAAACAUGGCAAAGGAAUACACUUUUUUGGCCUAAAUGCAAAGCCUUAUGUACUUAUCUAAUCAAGGUAUAUUGGUGUCUUCCACUUUGAUAUUACAGAGUAUUUUGUGGAGGCCGUUGACCAAAAAAUACAAUUAAAUCCAUUUUCAUCCCACUUUGUAACACAAUAUAAUGUGAAUAAAUCCAAGGGGUGUGUAGCCGUUCUAUAGGCACUGUCUAUUUGCUUUAGCCCGUUGCUAUUUUAAUGAUAGUAUUGAUAUAAUAAAUGUACUCAUUUGGCAGAUGGCCUGUUUUUCUAUUGAAUGUAGAUCCUCACACAGUCACACCCAACAACAACAAAAAACAGUAGCCUGUCAAACCUUUAUGACGAUUGAUUUGUUUUGGCAUACAUUACACAGCAGCUGGCAUGCAGAGUGGAUUUGUCAUUAUUAUCUCUUCAGAGAAUAAAUGUUUUAAAUAAAUAUUUAUUUAUUUUUGACAAGUUGUCUGUG
Molecule: messenger RNA, 3510 nt
Organism: Oncorhynchus gorbuscha (pink salmon)
Lineage: Eukaryota; Metazoa; Chordata; Actinopteri; Salmoniformes; Salmonidae
Product: zinc finger and BTB domain-containing protein 16-like
Exons: 5
Coding region: 164-1774 (536 amino acids)
Biological process (GO): regulation of transcription by RNA polymerase II
Molecular function (GO): RNA polymerase II cis-regulatory region sequence-specific DNA binding; DNA-binding transcription factor activity, RNA polymerase II-specific; protein binding
Source: RefSeq, a predicted model, not a curated record